Branchiostoma belcheri (Belcher's lancelet) is the source of this 2102-nucleotide messenger RNA. RefSeq names its product arrestin domain-containing protein 3-like. Lineage: Eukaryota; Metazoa; Chordata; Leptocardii; Amphioxiformes; Branchiostomatidae. Gene Ontology annotation, cellular component: cytoplasm. The transcript has 9 exons. Gene Ontology annotation, biological process: protein transport. The record is from RefSeq and is a predicted model, not a curated record. Bases 440 to 1582 code for a protein of 380 amino acids.
UUCUGGGGUAUUAAUAUUUUGUGCAACUUUUCUGGAACUUUUCGAGUCUUUGUCGGUAAAACGUCUUUCUAUGCCGUGCUGUAGAACAAGGGGAAAGUUUCCUGGUAGAUUUGUUACGAUUAGUGUGGUGUUUUGAGAAGAAAAUGUGGAUUUUCUGACCAAGUGAAAUUUGGAGACAACAAAAUGGCGAGGUACCAGUAGCUGGGAUGAAGUGCGUCGUUCGGAGACACAUUUUUUUUCCUACAGGUUUGCGCAAGCUGGCACCUGAUUGGUCAGGCGAGAAUCGGAUUGUUCUCCAGAAUAUCAUGUUACAAAAAACAAGCAAGCUAACGUUGCAGUGACCUGUAGGACACCCAGGCACCAUAGUAACUCCACAAGAUUAUGUCAGGGUAGCAGAACAAGACAGAGACGUCUUUUACAUGACUAGCACCAGUCAGACAUGGGGAAGUUAAAGUCGUUUGUCGUCACUUUCGACAACAACAAGGACGUGUACCAGGCAGGGGAGAUCGUCAGCGGGAAGCUGAUCGCAGACGUUACCGAAGGAAUAAAAGCCAGAGGUGUUCGUGUCAGGUUCCAUGGGUUUGCUUGGAUCCACUCGGGUGAUCACCCCCAAUAUGAGCACGCCAUGCACGCUGAGCCCCUCUCAUUCGCAGUGCCGGAAACAUAUUUCGAUGAAACCAUCACUGUCUGGGGAAAAGAGUUGGGGGACAGGGACGGAGAAAACCCAACCCUUCCUGCGGGAUACUACGAGUUCCCAUUCCGCCACCAGUUAGGCACGGGACUGCCCUCGUCAUUCGAGGGCAGUCGUGUCGGCUACGUACGCUACUCCGUCAAGGGGAUCAUCGACAGACCCUGGAAGCUUGACCUCACCACGUACUACAUCAUCACCGUUCUGGACAUGUUAGAUCUAAAUCAAGAGCCACGGGCUACGAUGCCGUCAGGAAGUCAGAACUCCAAGACUCUGUGCUGCCUGUGCUGUACAUCGGGACCGAUCGAACUGCAGGCACAGACAGACAGGGGUGGGUACUGUCCCGGGGAGAGGAUUGUUGUAAAGGGGUCAGUGGAAAACAACAGCAACACCAGGAUCACCAAGACAACGGCAAAGAUUGUACAGAUGGUGACGUCGACCGGCUUCCCUCCUACUGAUGGGUCCGUACCCUCCGACACCCUGAGUUCUACCGUAGAAGGGCCGGGCUGUAGCGCUCGUCUGUCCGAGAACAUCGAACUGGUUCUUCCAAUACCCGCCCUUCCCCCCUCUGGGCUGAGAUAUUGUAACGUCAUUGACAUCAAAUAUGUGGUUCUGGUUACUGCACACUUUCAAGGACCUCACCGGAACCUUGAAGUUGAACUCCCCAUUAUAAUUGGCUCUGUGCCACUGAAGACACUAUAUAGUGGUCAUCCAAACCCAGCGUAUGCACCAGCAACCGCGCCACCUCUACUUCCUCCACCCACAUACGUAGAGGCAGAGGCUGGCGUCGACAUUGUGGACAACAUAGUGAACAGAGACAAGUACACCCCGUCACAACUCUACUACGCUCCAAAGUACAUGUACUACGACUGGAGCCAACACCCUCAACAGUAGGAUAGAACGUCACUGCUCACAUCCCAUACCCAAGUCUGAAUCCUGUAAAACUCAGACAUGCAAAACUUUUGACUGAUACAAGUAUGUAUACAUGUACGGCAUUUUCACUCACUACAUCCCAUAUCAAUGAAGCAGGCAGGUACAGACCGCCAUGCUGGUGUUCUUCAUCUGCAUUUCCAUGGACUUCACACAGCGUUUUAGAAUUUUAUUGUCAAGUUUUUACAUUACGUGUUGUGUGUGUAUUCUCUUAUGUUGAGACGGUCAUAGGGUCUGUAUUACCGGGUACUCUAAAAUGCAAGCAGAUGUAUUUUUUUUUACGCCAGUGGGUGGUAUAUUGGAUACUACCUGGCCAAUUUGAUGCUCUUCAGUUGCCUGUAUUGAAGCCACCAAAUGAUGAUAUGCUUGGAGAUUCAUAUGUAAUGUGAUAAUGCUUUAUUGGUUGUUGAACACUUUAUUUGUCACCAUCAAUAAUUGGACUGGAAACACAUGAAAUGAAGGGAAUAAACAUUUCGGAAAUAUA